This is a messenger RNA of Falco peregrinus (peregrine falcon), 2029 nucleotides long. RefSeq names its product proteasome 26S subunit, ATPase 3 (gene PSMC3). The record is from RefSeq and is a predicted model, not a curated record. Gene Ontology annotation, biological process: proteasome-mediated ubiquitin-dependent protein catabolic process. Gene Ontology annotation, molecular function: ATP hydrolysis activity; ATP binding; proteasome-activating activity. Gene Ontology annotation, cellular component: proteasome regulatory particle, base subcomplex. Lineage: Eukaryota; Metazoa; Chordata; Aves; Falconiformes; Falconidae.
CGUGAAGUUCCAUGAAUGCGUGGAGGAAAUGGAGCUGUACUGUGGCAUGUGUGGGGAGUCCAUUGGGGAGAAGAACAACCAGCUCCAGGCGCUGCCUUGCUCCCACUUCUUCCACUUAAAGUGCCUCCAGACCAACGGGACCCGGGGCUGCCCCAACUGCCGCCGCCUGUCGGUGAAGCCCGGCUACGUCUGACCCUCCCGCGGGCCUCGGCCGGGGCCCUUCAGGCUGUGCCUGGCGCCCCUGGCAGCCGCGGGGCUGGGGGUGGGCGGCGGGGGCGUGCUCGGUCUCGGCUGCCUCGCUGCUCUGUACGGGGACUGACGGCAAUAAAGGGUAUCGCCGCAGCGCGCCGCCUGCCUCCGCCGCCGGGCACGGGGCCCCGCCCCCGCCCCGCACCAAGAUGGCGGCGGGGCCAUCACUCAGCACAUUUGGCCGGGGCACGUGACCGCGCGGCGCCUGCCCCUCGCGCCGGCAGAUUCGGCAGAGCCGCGGGCCGCGCUCGGGGCGGCGGGGGCCGAGGGGCGGCGGGGCGCCGAGACGGGGAAGAAGAGGGGCCGCGGGGCCGCCCCAGCCGCCUGUCCCGCUGCCUCCCGCCCUGCGCCCGGGGCCGCGCAGCGCGGAAUCUGCCGCCCGCAGCCCGCCGCGCUGUCGCAAAGAUGGCGUCGGUGUGGGAUGAGUCGGAGGAUGGCGUCGGCGAGGAGGUGCUCAAGAUGUCCACGGAGGAGAUCGUGCAGCGCACGCGCCUCCUCGACAGCGAGAUCAAGAUCAUGAAGAGUGAGGUACUGAGAGUGACCCAUGAGCUUCAGGCUAUGAAAGACAAGAUCAAAGAGAACAGUGAGAAGAUCAAAGUGAACAAAACCCUGCCAUACCUUGUCUCUAACGUGAUCGAGCUGCUGGAUGUUGACCCCAAUGACCAGGAGGAGGAUGGAGCAAACAUUGACCUGGAUUCCCAGAGAAAGGGCAAGUGUGCUGUGAUCAAAACCUCUACACGUCAGACUUAUUUCCUGCCUGUUAUUGGGUUGGUUGAUGCUGAGAAGUUGAAGCCUGGAGACCUAGUGGGGGUGAACAAAGACUCUUACUUGAUCCUGGAGACGCUACCUACUGAGUAUGAUUCACGGGUGAAAGCCAUGGAGGUGGAUGAGAGACCCACAGAGCAGUACAGUGACAUUGGGGGGCUGGAUAAACAAAUCCAAGAGCUCGUGGAGGCCAUUGUCCUGCCAAUGAAUCAUAAGGAGAAAUUUGAAAACUUGGGUAUACAGCCGCCCAAAGGAGUCCUUAUGUACGGGCCUCCAGGAACGGGGAAGACACUUUUAGCUCGAGCAUGUGCUGCCCAGACCAAGGCUACGUUCCUGAAGCUUGCGGGUCCACAACUUGUGCAGAUGUUCAUUGGUGAUGGAGCUAAGCUGGUACGUGAUGCUUUUGCUCUAGCCAAGGAAAAAGCUCCUUCCAUCAUCUUUAUUGACGAACUGGAUGCCAUUGGCACUAAAAGGUUUGACAGUGAGAAGGCUGGUGAUCGGGAGGUGCAGAGGACCAUGCUGGAGCUGCUGAAUCAACUUGAUGGUUUCCAGCCCAACACACAAGUCAAGGUGAUUGCUGCCACCAACCGGGUUGAUAUCUUGGACCCAGCUUUGCUCCGCUCUGGACGAUUAGAUCGCAAGAUUGAGUUCCCAAUGCCUAAUGAGGAGGCCAGAGCCAGAAUUAUGCAGAUCCAUUCACGCAAGAUGAAUGUCAGCCCUGAUGUGAACUAUGAGGAACUGGCUCGCUGCACAGAUGAUUUCAAUGGAGCCCAGUGCAAGGCUGUGUGCGUUGAAGCGGGGAUGAUUGCCCUCCGCCGUGGAGCUACAGAGCUCACCCACGAGGACUACAUGGAAGGAAUCCUGGAGGUUCAAGCAAAGAAAAAAGCCAAUCUGCAGUACUAUGCCUGAUCUCUGCCUAGUCAAGGUUGUGGCCUUGGCAGAGGACAGGACUAGACUGGACUGUACCACUUUCUGUCUGGAAAAAAUAAAGCAUUUUUUCCCCUCUAAAAACAAA